AUAAACAUGAAACAUUUUGAGUCCUUUAAGCGAGCUGAUAUCUACGCCAUGGGGCUGGUGUUCUGGGAGAUCGCCAGCCGCUGCUCCAUGGGGGGCAUUCACGAGGACUACCAGCUGCCGUACUACGACCUGGUGCAGUCGGACCCGUCUGUGGAGGAGAUGAGGAAGGUGGUGUGUGAGCAGAAACUCAGACCCAACAUCCCCAACCGCUGGCAGAGCUGCGAGGCGCUGAGGGUGAUGGCGAAGAUCAUGAGGGAGUGUUGGUACGCUAACAGCGCCGCGAGGCUAACGGCCCUGCGCAUCAAGAAGACCCUCUCUCAGCUCAGCCAAUCAGAGGGCAUCAAGAUGUAGACACACACACACAACCACACACACACAACCACACACACAGACAGACUGGCAUCCAUAUCAUUAGCAUUACUACCCUCCUCUGAAGGGAAGACGUUUCCCAUCCUCUGCUUUUUAUUCUCAUCACACUCACUGAUGAAGCUGAGGAGUGUGUGUGUGUGUGGUUGUGUGUGUGUUCUGCACACAUGGAUGGAUCUAACGGAAG
This is a messenger RNA of Notothenia coriiceps (black rockcod), 553 nucleotides long. RefSeq names its product TGF-beta receptor type-1-like. Lineage: Eukaryota; Metazoa; Chordata; Actinopteri; Perciformes; Nototheniidae. The annotation marks the transcript as partial. Gene Ontology annotation, cellular component: signaling receptor complex; plasma membrane. The record is from RefSeq and is a predicted model, not a curated record. The transcript is spliced from 3 exons. Gene Ontology annotation, molecular function: ATP binding; transforming growth factor beta receptor activity, type I; SMAD binding. Gene Ontology annotation, biological process: transforming growth factor beta receptor signaling pathway; cellular response to growth factor stimulus; protein phosphorylation.